AUGAAAUUUCUGUUUAUAACUUUGCUAGGGUUACUUUGUACUUUGGUAAUAUGUGAAGAAAUCUCCAAUGGUGAUUCAAACAUACCAGACACUUCAAAUGAAGGUUCAGAUCAGGGAUCAGAAGAAUCUGAAGUGAAGAAAAUUGAUUAUCCUGAUCCAAUAUCAUUGAAAGAAUUUGAUAAAAUAACAAGUAAGAAAUUAGUUCUUGUUGAGUUUUUCUCUCCUUAUUGUCAUCAUUGUAAAGAAUUUGCUCCAACUUGGAAAGAAUCAUAUAUGACAUUUAAAAAAUUGUAUCCUAAUUAUGACAUUGAAAUGAGACAGGUUAAUUGUGUUGAAAGUGGUGAUUUAUGUGAACGUGAGCAUAUUGAUUAUUAUCCAAAUCUUCAAUUAUACGCCCCAGCUUUGAAUAAAGAAGGAAAAAAUACUGGAAAACUGAAAAAUAUUGAUACUUUCCCUAGAAAUCUUGAUAGAACUGUUGAAACUAUUAUCAAGUAUUUGAAAGAAUCUUAUGCUGAAUAUGAUUCAGGAGCUAUUAAUUUGCCAAGUUCAUCUAAAAAGUUGGAUGUUGAUUCUAUGUUCAAGAUCAUUGAUGGUGAUAUACAAACACCUAUUUUUGUUGCAUUCUUUCCGGCAACUUCAAAGCAAUGGGACAGUGUUGAAAAUAAAGGAAAAUUAUCAUUCACUAAUUGCCCUGAAUGUAUUCCAAACAAAAGAGUCUGGGAUAGAUUAUCUAAUCAAAUCCUUUCUAUUGCAGAAACUGGACACUUUAUGUGUCGGGAAAACAAAGCGAUCUGUGAAAACUUAAGAGUUGGCACUAAGAACUAUCCACAGUUUGUAAUGUUUUUACCAAAAUCUGUCGGACUUGUUAGAUUUGAUUAUGACGGUUUUGUCGAACUUGAUGAUAUGAAAAAUUGGGUCAAUAAAUUAUUCAAAAAUUCAAGGUUUGAUGUUGUUUCUGCUCGUGGUAUUACUGAAGUUAUGGAAUAUACCAAAGUUUUAUCCCAUGAUCCAAUUGCACAUUUCUAUCCACUACAAAGCAAGAUUGUGGUCUUGUUCUACUUUGAUGUAGAUAAAGUCACCCCUGAAGAUGAAAAGAUCUUACCACAUUUAGUUCAAAUGUUGCAAAAGUCACCAUUCAACAUUGAGUUACAUAAGGCAAAACAUCUAAGAAUAGAAGAGAAUAUUGAGACUAUGGGUAAGAACUUGAUUGAUUAUAUAAACUACGAUGAAAAUGACAAAUAUGAAUAUGAUAAAGCAUUACAUGUUGCAACUACCUUGACAACAAAACCUGGUAUAUAUGUAUUCAAAGAUAAUUCAUUAAUUGCUGAUGUCUAUCAAAGUUUUGCUCCUGAAGAUAUGAGAAAUCACGAUAAAAUUCAACAAUUCAUUAACCAAGUCCAGUAUCCCUUGUAUGGCCAAUUAACCCCUGAAUUAACUCCUUACUAUUUCAACAAAGAUGAAAACUACAAGGACUAUAAGAUUGUCGUGUUAUUUGUGGACACAGAAAAUAUGACUGAAGCUGAUAAACAAUUAUACAACUUGUCAUUAAUGGCUCACGAAUACAAUUAUUUGAAACUGAAGUUCUACUUUGAUGUUUUACAACACAACAGACAAGAAAAAAUGGAUAGAGUUGAAAAAUUAAAACAACAAGAUGCCACAACUAUUGAUAUUUUAAAAGAAAUGAGAAAAGAAAUUCCUCAUUUAUGGAAUACCAAAGAUCAUGUUUUGUUUACAUUUAUUGAUAAGCCAAAGGCUAAAAAGGACUUUCGUUGGGUAAGAGGCUGGAAUCUCGAUCCACGUAAGUACGAAGUUGGUGAUGUUGUUAUAUUGUCAAAAGACGGUAAAUACUACACAGAUAAAAAUACCGAGGGUAAAAAAUUGGUCAAUGAUCCAAAAGAAAUGAAAAGAGUAUUGAUGUCUUUCUUGAACAAAGAUAAUACUGUGCCACUCAGAUUACUUUCCACACCAUAUGGUGGAAUUUUUGGAUUUAUGGACAAUGUACAUCAAUACGGAUUUUUGGGAUAUUUUGGGUUCUUUAUUUCCAUUUAUGUUAUAAUAACUGUCUUACUCAAAUUAAGGAGGAGGUUUAUAAGAAAAGGUUCUAAUUCAUCAUCUGGUUUAAUUGGAAAUUUUGAACCUAAGAAGGAUUAA
This is a messenger RNA of Candida tropicalis MYA-3404, 2151 nucleotides long. Its product is annotated as protein disulfide isomerase. Gene Ontology annotation, biological process: protein folding. Gene Ontology annotation, molecular function: protein disulfide isomerase activity. The record is from RefSeq and is a predicted model, not a curated record. NCBI's taxonomy places the organism in Eukaryota, Fungi, Ascomycota, Pichiomycetes, Serinales, Debaryomycetaceae. Bases 1 to 2151 code for a protein of 716 amino acids. Gene Ontology annotation, cellular component: endoplasmic reticulum. The transcript has a single exon.